This is a messenger RNA of Prosopis cineraria, 2248 nucleotides long. RefSeq names its product COBRA-like protein 7. Bases 133 to 2070 code for a protein of 645 amino acids. Lineage: Eukaryota; Viridiplantae; Streptophyta; Magnoliopsida; Fabales; Fabaceae. The record is from RefSeq and is a predicted model, not a curated record. The transcript has 2 exons. Gene Ontology annotation, biological process: cellulose microfibril organization. Gene Ontology annotation, cellular component: membrane.
GCAUUCUCUCUCUCUCUCCAAAAAAAAAAAAAGCUAACUUUACUUACUUCGCUUCCAUCUCUCUCUCUCUCUUCUUCGUCUUCUUCUUCUUCUUCAUAUUUCGAAUUUCAAACCCGUGAUUAAUCCCCAAACAUGGUUUCGGAUUCCCAUUGCUGCUGCUGCUGCUUCCUCAUCUUCCUCUUCUUCUUCGUUCUGCCUUCCAUUUCUCGUGCCCAGACUGCCACCUGCAAUGGCAUACUCUUGUCCUACGCCUAUGCCAGCGGAAAACGCCUGCCGCCCAAUGUCUCCGAUCCCACGCAGCAACCGUACCGAUUCGAGUCCACGAUCACUGUGCUCAACAAUGGACUCGACGAACUCAAGUCCUGGAAGGUGUUUGUGGGGUUCCAGCACAACGAGUUCUUAGUCUCUGCUUCAAAUGCGGUGCUCGGCGACGGCACUAGCCUUCCAGCUGGCGUCGGGAACGGAACCGUUUUUGCUGGGUACCCGAUGACUGAUCUCAAGACGGCGGUCGAGACCGCCGGGGACUCGACGCAGAUGCAGGUUCAGAUCGAUUUGGUCGGCACGGUGUUCGGUGUGGCGCCUCCCAGCGUGCCGAUGCCCUCAAACAUCACCCUCGCCAAUGAUGGAUUCGUAUGUCGUAAGCCCAUUGGUCAAGGUAAGAAUGAAACUCGAGUCUGUUGUACAAAAGAUCCCAAAUUCAAGACAAACAUAACUACAGAUGAGGAAUUCCUGCCCCGCCAGAAUGGUGAUCUUACAAUCAUGUAUGAUGUGACCAGAACUUAUGAUUCCAAUUACUGGGCAGAGGUUACAAUCUCUAAUCAUAACCCCCUUGGCCGUCUUGACAACUGGAAAUUAAACUGGGACUGGAUGAGGGGUGAGUUUAUUUAUUCAAUGAAGGGUGCUUAUCCAACUAAUGUGGAUUCUUCUGAAUGUAUAUUUGGUCCACAAGGGACCUACUAUAAAGAUCUUGACUUUGCCAAUGUACUGAAUUGUGAAAGAAGGCCAACGAUAAUUGAUCUCCCUCCCACAAAGUUUAAUGACUCGGACCUCGGGAAGAUUCCUUUUUGCUGCCGGAAUGGUACAAUCUUGCCACCAUUGAUGGACCCAAGUAUGUCAUCUUCAAGAUUUCAAAUGCAGGUCUUUAAAUUGCCACCAGACCUCAAUCGCUCCCAGCUUUCACCACCACAGAACUGGAAGAUAAGUGGUACACUCAACCCUGACUACAAGUGUGGCCCACCCAUCAGAGUAAGUCCUAGUGAAACCCCAGAUCCUUCAGGCAUACCAUCAAACAAAUCUGCAAUGGCAAGCUGGCAGGUUGUGUGUAAUAUAACACAGGUCAAAGGAUCACCGCGUAAAUGCUGUGUCUCAUUUUCUGCAUAUUACAACGAGUCUGUCAUUCCUUGCAAAACAUGUGCAUGUGGGUGCGCCAGUAACACAGGAAAAACUUGCAGUACUACGGCACCAGCUAUGCUUCUUCCACCAGAGGCACUUCUUGUUCCUUUUGUGAAUCGGACUGCUAAGGCUCUUGCUUGGGCUAGUCUCAAACAUCUAUCGGUUCCAAAGCCAUUGCCGUGUGGUGAUAACUGCGGCGUGACAAUAAACUGGCAUCUUCUUACAGAUUACAGCCGGGGAUGGAGUGCAAGGGUCACACUUUUCAAUUGGGGUGACACUAGUUUUGCUGACUGGUUUGCUGCUGUGCAAAUGGACAAAGCAGCUGCAGGUUUUGAGAAAAUGUAUUCAUUCAAUGGAAGUACCUUGGAUGGUGUUAACAAUACAAUAUUUAUGCAAGGUCUUCCAGGAUUGAACUACCUUGUGGCAGAAACUGAUGGUGCAAACCCUGCAAGUGAUCCGAGGGUGCCCGGCAAACAACAGUCAGUGAUCUCUUUUACAAAGAAAACUACUGCCGGAGUCAAUGUGGCAGGUGGAGAUGGAUUCCCUACUAAAGUCUUCUUCAAUGGGGAGGAAUGCUCUCUCCCCUCUGUGUAUCCGACCAAUGGAUAUAAGAAGGAAUCUUCCAUGGCUACUUCAAUGAUCUUGACAUUGCUUCUGUUGGUAUUUUUGUGGCAAUAGGGGAGUCUCAUGCUAUAUUUGUCAUGUCUGUUUUUGAUGUCUUGGCUAUCCUUCAUGUUCCAUUGAUACGAUUCUUUUCAGAGUGAUUGUGAUACAGAUGAAUGUAGAUGUCUUAGUUGAUAGAAAUGUAUUCUUUUUUUUUUUUAUAUGAAAUAGUAAAAUUGAUUUUUAGGACUCA